Xyrauchen texanus (razorback sucker) is the source of this 4238-nucleotide messenger RNA. RefSeq names its product glycerol-3-phosphate acyltransferase 3. Bases 196 to 1545 code for a protein of 449 amino acids. Gene Ontology annotation, cellular component: endoplasmic reticulum. Gene Ontology annotation, molecular function: glycerol-3-phosphate O-acyltransferase activity. Gene Ontology annotation, biological process: triglyceride biosynthetic process. Lineage: Eukaryota; Metazoa; Chordata; Actinopteri; Cypriniformes; Catostomidae. The record is from RefSeq and is a predicted model, not a curated record. The transcript is spliced from 13 exons.
AUUACAGCAUUUAUAAACAUUGGUGGACGAACUUUGUAACUAGUCACAAGAAGUUUUUCGGACAUAGAUUUUGUAUUUGGGACACUUGUAAAAUUCUGACGCGAGGAAUGACGAGAUGAAUUGUAUCCCGGUAUUGUGAAGAUGGCGCGAGUACAGAGCCCAGUCCCAUAGACUGAUAGGAAGGAAUGCAGAGAGAUGGAAGGUGCUUGGGAUAUUGCAUCUGUAAUCUUCCAGGUGUGGCUGUCAAUUGUGGUGUGCCUCAUCAUGUUACCUGCCAUGUUUGGCGUGUCCCUGGGGUUCACUGAUAUCUACAUCAAGGUGCUGGUUAAGACACUUGAGUGGGCAACUCUUAGGAUCCAGAGAGGGCAAAAGGAACAGGCCAAACCCUCAUCACAAUCAAACAAUGGGAUUAUAGAGAAGGACGAUGGCUCAAUGGAGGAGGAGAUCGGAGAGCUGCGACGGUCCCACCCCAAAUCUCUGGCAGGGGGAGACUUUACGCUAUGUGAUGUCUUUUAUUUUUGUAAGAAAGGCAUUGAGAACAUUGUUGAGGAUCAGGUGACUCAGCGCUUCUCGUCAGAGGAACUGGCUUCCUGGAACCUCCUCACGCGAACCAACAUUAACUUUCGUUACAUCAGUGUGCGGGUCACUAUCAUAUGGGGCCUGGGAGUUUUUAUACGUUACUGUAUCCUGAUGCCUCUCAGGAUCACUUUGGCUGCUAUUGGAUUGAGCUGGCUGGUGAUUGGGACUACUAUUGUUGGAUUUCUACCCAACAGCAAUGCGAAGAAUUGGCUCAGUGAUCUGGUUCACAUUACAUGCUACAGAAUAUGUGCCAGAGGCCUGUCAGCCACUAUCUGCUAUCAUAAUAAGGAGAAUCGCCCCAAAAAAGGAGGUAUUUGUGUUGCCAACCACACCUCCCCAAUUGACAUUGUCAUUCUGGCAAACGAUGGAUGUUAUGCUAUGGUAGGUCAAGUUCAUGGAGGGUUGAUGGGGGUCAUCCAGAGGUCAAUGGUGCGAUCCUGUCCCCAUGUGUGGUUUGAGAGAUCAGAGGGGAAAGAUCGCCAGGCGGUUGCUAAAAGGUUAAAAGACCACAUAUCCGAUGAAAGCAAGUUGCCGAUCUUGAUCUUUCCAGAGGGUACUUGCAUUAAUAAUACCUCAGUCAUGAUGUUCAAGAAGGGAAGCUUUGAAAUUGGUGGAACGAUAUACCCAGUAGCAAUCAAGUAUGACCCUCAGUUUGGAGAUGCUUUCUGGAACAGUGCCAAGUACAACAUGGUGAGCUACCUCCUCAGAAUGAUGACCAGCUGGGCCAUUGUGUGCAAUGUGUGGUACCUCCCACCUAUGAAGCAACAGGAUGGGGAGGAUGCUGCUCAUUUUGCUAACAGAGUGAAAUCAGCCAUAGCACAUCAGGGAGGACUGGUGGAUUUGUCCUGGGAUGGAGGACUUAAGCGAGCAAAGGUGAAGGACUCUUUUAAAGAGGAGCAACAGAAGAUGUACAGCAGUAUGAUUGUUGGCUUGGACUGUCACAAAACUUUUGUGGGUCCUGCAUAGAUUUCAGCUCAAAAUAUUUAUGAACUUGAUUUGAAAGUGAAAAACACUUGUAGGUCAGCCAUCGGUAACAAUCACUCAGCUUGCAACAACACAGUUAUGAUGCUGUGUGAUUUUCUACCUUUUAAUAUAGGGGGCUCUUUUUUUUUUUAACUGGAACAUUAACUUCUUUCUUUCUUUUUUACAUCCCAAACUGUAUUUGUCUAUUUGGGUGUUAGGUUUAUCUUUUGAAUGCGUCCUUAAAUCUAUAAUAAUACUGUGAAGACAAUUCAAGAUUGUGGUGAUUUAUAGUCUUAUUACUCUUUUGUCAAGUUAUUUGUUCUCAAACAUUGCUAGGUGCUAAUAUGUUUUGUUCUCCCCACAGUACACUAUUUAGAUUUGCAUGUUACUAUUUUCACUUUUAUGCAUGGUCAUAUCCUAUUCUGUUUUCUGUUACAUGAUUUAUGAAAGAUCACUGCUUAAGAUCAAGCUCUUAAAGAAUGUCAGUUGCACACUGUUAAAGGGAUCGUUCACCCAAAAAUGAAGCUUUUGCCAUCAUUCACUUUCCCUUAAGUUGUUUCAAACCUUCAUGACUUUCUUUCUUUGACGUCCAUAUAAUGAAAGUGAAAGGUGAAUGAGACAUUACAUCACAAUUUGUGUUCCAUGGAAGAAAGAAAAACGGUUUAGAACAACAUAAGAAUGAGUACAUUAUGAUAGAAUUUAAAUUGGGGUUGAACUAUUCCUAUAAGUACUUUUCUCAGGUCCAGCUGACUGUUGUUGUGUGGACACUAGAGGUCACUCUUACCAAACUAAAGAAAGUCUUAGCCAUGCCUGACAGCUCGCUAUCACAAUUUGCCUUUUCUAAAUAAAACAAUUAAAUUAAAUAUGAAUUCUUAUCUUUGGUUUUACAUCAGAACAUAAAUAAUUCUAGAUAACAUCAUAUUUAGAAGAAAAACACCUGAGAAAGCCAUGUAAGUCAAGAAUCAUUCCUAAUCUAAAGUAUGAGCCAAGUCUGUGUACUAUGGAACGACCACAUAAAAUGUACAUAUAUCUAUCAAGUCUUUACAAAAAUAAUUACAUUAAGCUUGUGAGCACUUUUCAGCCCUCUAUAAAAAGGGCAAAUCUGUCUCCCUUCUGUCAAUUAGUGAUGGGUGAUGCAUAAAGCACCAUUAAGUUCUUGAUUGCACGAGCACUAGCUCAUUUUACUUAGAGCUUCAUUGGAACGUCUAUAAUUAUAAACUCAUUAGGCACUAACAUUUUGCUACAGAAACUCUCAAAGUUUCCAAGCAUUGAAAGAGGAGAGGGUGCAGCCAUGCUAAAUUCAAACAGCAGAAUGUGAGCAAUAUGUGCUUACUUUGAUGGCAGUUUAAUAAAGAAACAUAGAGUGUGAAAUAGAACAUAGUUAUUCUACAGCACAUAGGGAUCUCUCUCUCUCUCUCUCUCUCUCUCUCUCUCUCUCUCUCUCUCUCUCUCUCUCUUUCUCUGCAGCACAUCUCCAGACAAUCCUCCAGCCCCAUGAAAGGCAACACUGGGCUUUAAUAACAGUCCUGCAACUUAAAUUGCUUGAACAGAAAUGUUUGUUCUCCCCUAACAGGAUUGUAAAUUAUUAAUCGGAUCUGAAGCCGAUUUUAUAACCUGAUUGUUGAGGUGGGAUUCUCUACAAGCAGUGCUCUGGCACACCAUUUACUGUGAUGUAUGUGUCUGCACAUCUUUAUAUCCAAUUUAAUGUGAUUCGGAUAGAUUUCAAAGCAACAUCAUAAAAAGCAUGGAAGUGACCCCAGCAGAGGCUUGAACGCAGCCUCCGUAUGAUGGCCGGCCAUGUCUCUGUAUUUUGAUUAGAUUUCCCCGAUUUCUGUUAUUACCCAGAUGUGAUCUAUACAAAUGUAAUGCCAGUACACUCAGUAAAUAUGAAUAAAUCGCUAAAUUAGAUCAUUUUGCCAGAGAAUGGAGUUCAAGCGGGACAUCAUUUUAAAUCACAGUUUGCCUGGAACUGAGUGGUUUACCUCAUCAGAAGGGUAAAUGACCCUGCCUUUGUAGAGGACCUACCAUUAGUUAGAGCAAAAUGUUUUUUUAAAUACAUUGUUCUACAAUCUUUUCUGGGACUCAAGUGGACCUCCUACACUAAUGCAUGAGAUCUUGAGGUACAAUACAUCUCUGAGGGGAAAAUCAAUAGAGGAACACUGGGAAAGAGUCUCUACAGACUCUCUUUUCUCUAAAAGCUCGGCACCUCAGGAGGAGGUUUAGUGCUCAAAUAAGCCCAAACGCAACCCUAUUAAAUUUAGUCAGGUUUUAUGAUAAUGACUUGAUAAAUAAAACGUUACUCAUGGUUGGCAAGAGUUGGAAUAGCAUUGGCCAAUCUAUUAUGGUUGCUUGCUUUGUUUAGAUUUUAAUUGAAUCAUUUACUAUAUUUAGGCAAUCAAAUUACCUUAAUUCUGGGUUUAAACCUCAGGUGUGCAUUUGUUUACAUUAGUGUCAAUAAAUGUCCUUUGAAUAUGUUUAAGUAUUAAAUAUUUCUCAUUUUGUUCAAUUAAGUUUAUAUUUCUUUUUUGUUGAUGUGAAUGGAGCAAUGCACUCCACAACUGAUGUUUCUUUGCUUGUGUCCAAGACAGACCUGACUGAAAAAAUAAAUAAAAAACAUUCCAAAGUAUGUCCAUGCACGGUCCAAAUGAAAGGUUUGACUGAGUGUCUGCAGAAAGGAAAAACUAAAUAAAUAAUAA